AAGUCCUGAGAGAUCCUUAACACAAACUGAGAAGAACAAGCGAGUUAAGUCAGUUGUUGGCUGGAUAUACUUUGUUGUGGCGAAUAUAAUUCGUCGCUCGUGACUUGUAUCUUCUAUUGCGAUACAUUCUGUCUCUAUCAUUGUUCUUUAGUGGUUUUUCAAGACUAAACACAUACUUUUCCACCUGAAGCUGCCUGAGUGUUUUUGUGUUUUUAAAUAACGAUCGAUUCGACGAAAGAAACAAUGCAGGCUAACGGUGCUGAAAAUGUCGGUUCUGAAAAUAUAAACGACAAAUCGGGAUGGACAGUUGGAUUGAUAAAUGGGAAGUUCAAAUAUCUUACAGCUGAAACUUUUGGAUUUAAAAUUAAUGCAAAUGGUUCAAGUUUAAAGAAAAAGCAAUUGUGGACUUUAGAAGGUAGUGAACAGCAAGUUUUCCUUCGAUCCCAUCUAGAUCGUUAUUUAGCAGUGGAUCAGUUUGGAAAUGUCACUUGUGAGGCAGAAGAUCCUAGUGAUCCUGGUUGUGCCUUUCAAAUACAACUAGCUUCUGAUGGAAGCGGAAGAUGGGCUCUGAAAAAUAUUCAGAGAGGAUAUUUCCUGGGUUCUAGUCAGGAUGAACUUAAAUGUAUGGCUAAAGCUCCAAGUGAAGCAGAAUAUUGGCUGGUACAUCUUGCUGCUAGACCUCAAGUAAAUUUAAAAUCUGCUGGAAGAAAACGAUUUGCUCAUUUAAGUGCAACGCAAGAUGAAAUUCACGUUGACGCACCAGUCCCAUGGGGAGAAGAUACACUUUUUACUUUAGAAUUUCGUCCUGCUUCGAUAGAAGACGAUGGCGAAGAACAUUCCAAAUUUGAAGGUGGUCAUUAUGCUUUGCAUACUUGUAACAACAAGUAUUUGGCACGUGAUGGAAAACUUUUGGAUUCUUGUACUCGGGAUUGUCUUUAUGCAGCUGAAUUUCAUGCUGGAUUACUUGCACUCCGAGAUUUGUACGGGGCAUAUUUGGCACCUAUCGGAAGUAAGGCAGUUCUUAAAUCAAGAUCAACAACUGUAACUAGAGACGAGUUGUUCUCUUUGGAAGAAUCAUUACCACAAGCGUCUUUUGUUGCUGCUUUAAAUCAACGAUAUGUAUCUGUGAAACAAGGAGUUGAUGUAACAGCUAAUCAGGAUGAAAUUUCUGGACAUGAAACUUUUCAAUUGGAAUUUGAUCGUGUAACUAAAAGAUGGUAUGUACGUACCAUGCAAGAUCGUUAUUGGAGUCUUGAAGCAGGAGGUGGAAUCCAGGCAUCAGAACAUAAGCGUUCGUCUAAUGCUUUGUUUGAUUUGAUUUGGCAAUCGGAGGAUGGUACAGUAGCUUUGCGUGCGAACAACGGCAAAUUUUUAGCAACAAAGCGUUCUGGCCAUCUUUACGCCAACGCAGAUUCUGUAAACGGAUUGGAUUCAGAUGCUAGCAAAUAUUAUUUCUACUUGAUGAACAGACCUGUUUUAGUAUUACGUUGUGAACAAGGAUUUGUUGGACCUAAAAGUGCAGCUAGUUCGAAAUUAGAAUGCAACAAAGCUAUUUAUGAAACUAUCAGAGUAGAAAGAUGUGAACGUGGAAUUGUUAGAUUUAAAGGUCAAAACGGUAAAUACUGGCAUGCAGAUAGCGAAGGAGUAACCGUAGAUUCUGAUAUACCUUCUGAUGGAUUUUAUUUAGAAUUACGAGAACCUUCUCGUAUUUGUAUUAAACAUAAUGAUGGAAGAUAUCUCACUGCAGGAAAAAAUGGAGCAUUGCGUCUUGGAGAAACAGAUUACGAAUCUGCUACAAAGUGGGAAUUUUAAUCAACUAAACAAUGAUAUGUGCUAUGUUCUUUUAAAAUUUUAUACAAUCAGUAUUAAUUUUAUUCAUUUAAAAAGAUUAUAUUUAAUAAAUAUUCAAAUUUUUUAUAAAAAAAAGUUUAGAAAUAUGAACAAUCUAAGCCGAAAACUUUGUUACAAGGUUUAAUAACUUUUAUUUUUUAUGUUUGUACAUUUUGAUACAUUUCUUCUACAUUGAUUCAUAUAUUCAUCUUCAUCUUCAUUUGAGAAAUGAAGAAAAAUUAAAAAGUAACAAGAAUAUACCUUUAAAAGAACAUAGCUAAAAUUCAUUGUCCUUUUUAUAGCUUCGAGUGUAAUCUAAUCUGAUAUUUACAAGUACGGAAAGAGCUCCUAUCGAGUACUUAACUAGAAGUACAUCGUCAAAUGAAUUUUUUACGAUUUUUUAAUAUUUUUAACUACGACUUUUUCUAUUCAUAAAAUACCGUACAAGACUGAUCAUUCGCAUGUUUACAGAAUAAUUAGCGGUUAUUACAUCGUACUUGAAUAA
Frieseomelitta varia is the source of this 2335-nucleotide messenger RNA. It is a transcript of the gene singed, whose product is annotated as protein singed. Gene Ontology annotation, biological process: cell migration; establishment or maintenance of cell polarity; actin filament bundle assembly. The record is from RefSeq and is a predicted model, not a curated record. Gene Ontology annotation, molecular function: protein-macromolecule adaptor activity; actin filament binding. The coding region runs from base 244 to 1812 and encodes 522 amino acids. The transcript has 8 exons. Gene Ontology annotation, cellular component: cytoplasm; actin cytoskeleton. Lineage: Eukaryota; Metazoa; Arthropoda; Insecta; Hymenoptera; Apidae.